Messenger RNA from Vespula pensylvanica (western yellowjacket), 454 nucleotides. RefSeq lists its product as uncharacterized. The record is from RefSeq and is a predicted model, not a curated record. The transcript is spliced from 3 exons. Lineage: Eukaryota; Metazoa; Arthropoda; Insecta; Hymenoptera; Vespidae. The coding region runs from base 73 to 405 and encodes 110 amino acids.
UAAUUCUUUCAAGAAUUCGGAAUAUUUUUCUUCGCUAUUUUUUACGUUACAUGUGUUAUAGAAUAUAGAAAUAUGUCAACUAUCGUUAACGAAACUUUGCAAAAUAAUUUCGAAGAGGAAGAGGAAGAAGAGAUUUACGAUGUGCAACCUGAAUUCCUAGAAUUGGAUAAUCGUAUUAUUUGGAUUAGAGAACGGGUAUUAAAUUUCUUAGGGUUAUCUGGUUAUAAAUACCUUUUUAAUAAUUUAAUAGAGGCAAACAAUAGAUAUUUUGAGAAAAAAUUAAUAAAUUUUUUAAGUCAUGAUUUAUAUUCAUUUACAACUCUCGAAAGGAAGAUAAUUUUCUUUUACAAAACAUAUUCAGUGGAAACGGUUCAGGAGGAAAUAACAGUUUGGGAAAGUGAGUAAUAUAGAUAUUCUGCUUCUUUGCAAAUAAUAUUGCGUGAUAAUGAAAUAA